Molecule: messenger RNA, 1983 nt
Organism: Pogona vitticeps (central bearded dragon)
Lineage: Eukaryota; Metazoa; Chordata; Lepidosauria; Squamata; Agamidae
Source: RefSeq, a predicted model, not a curated record
GGGGGGAAGGAAGGUUUCGCUUCGGUGAGGAGGAGGAGGAGGAGGAGGCGGCGCCGGUCCUGCUCCUUGAGGGUUCUCCAGGUGGAUGAUACUCAGAAGUGGGUUCUGUGCAGCUUGGCAAAGGCGUCCCAGGCUGGCUCUACUUCGCAGGAGGCCCAGUGGGGGACUCGAACUCCCAGCCUCUUCUGGCUCUGCCGCCAGGGUAUCUAAACCACUGAGUAGAUGCAGACUUCCAGCCAACUUCUUCUGUUUUCCUGACUGCCAUGUUAAUGCUGCUUGCGCUUGGAGUGCUACUGGUAGAAAACCUGGCCAAGGUUCAGAAUGGAAAUUUUAGUGAUGGCAGCCGUAGUCCACAAGUGCCUCUGUAUCGCUAUGAAACCAUUAAUCUGCCAGAAGAGCAUAUCCCCUACUUUUUGCAUAAUAACCCGCACAUUGUCAUAGCCUGCAAGCAAGAUCCGCAUUGCCCAUAUAAAAAAUACUUGAAGAACUUAAAGGCCUGUUGGGGUUAUGAGAAAUCAUGCAAGCCAGAAAACAGGUUUGGAUAUCCAGUAUGUGAUUAUGCUGAGGUAGGGUGGGUAUCUACCAUAGAAGAGGCCCAGCGGGUGUUUUGGAAGCAAUCCGACUUUGGUUACAUUAAAGAGAGGAUAAAUGAAGUAAAGACUCACUGCAGACCUAAGGCAGUGGGCGAUUCUUCACUCCAGUGCUCUCGUUAUCUUCAGUCCUGCAGAGCAACAAAUCUGUACAUUGAUUUAAGGACGCCAAAGAGAAACCAUGAGAGAUUUAAUGAAGACUUUUUUCAGAAGGGUCAGAUUGGAGGCAGUUGCAAUAUGGACACUCAGGGUUUCCUUGCUGAAGGACAACGGAGGAGCCCUCUUCAGUCUUGGUUUGCUGAGCUUCGAACAUACACAGAACUGAACUCCAACCCUGUGGAAGAUGGCAGCUGUGAUGUCAUUGUUGACAAACUAACUUAUUUCAUGAAGUUUGAUGCAGGUGUUAAUAUGUACCACCAUUUCUGUGAUUUUGUAAAUCUUUACAUCACCCAACAUGUUAUUAAUUCAUUCAGCACUGAUGUCAACAUUGUCAUGUGGGACACUAGCGCCUAUGGAUAUGGAGACUUGUUCAAUGAAACAUGGAAGGCAUUUACGGACUAUGAAAUAAUACACCUAAAAUCAUAUGAUUCAAAGAGAGUAUGCUUCAAAGAUGCAGUUUUUGCCUUGUUGCCUCGAAUGAGGUAUGGCUUGUUUUAUAACACACCAUUGAUCUCCGGCUGUCAUGGUACAGGGUUAUUUAGAGCCUUUUCCCAGCACGUGUUACACAGAUUGAAUAUUAAACAAGAAAGACCAAAGGAUGGGAAAAUCAGAGUUACAAUCCUUGCUCGAAGUACAGCAUACAGGAAGAUAUUAAACCAAAAUGAGCUUGCCAAUGCUUUGAAAACACUGUCAUUGUUUGAGGUCCAAAUAGUGAAUUACAAAUACAAGGAGCUUGAAUUUAAGGAGCAGCUGAAAAUCACACACAAUACUGAUAUAUUCAUUGGAAUUCAUGGGGCAGGACUUACCCACCUUCUCUUUCUGCCAGACUGGGCUGUCAUCUUUGAACUGUACAACUGUGAAGAUGAAAACUGCUAUUUGGAUUUAGCAAGGCUGAGAGGCGUCCAUUACAUCACCUGGCAAAAGAAGCAAAAAGUGUUUCCCCAGGAUGAGGGCCAUCAUCCAACAUUAGGAAAACACCCAAAGUUUACAAAUUAUUCUUUUGACGUGGAAGAAUUUGUCCGCCUGGUGCUCUUGGCAGCUGAUCAUGUAUCACAACACUCCAAGUGGCCAUUUAGGAGAAAACACGAUGAAUUCUAGGUCCACUGUCACACUUUAUGGGGUAUUUUAAAUAUGAAAGUGUUUUAAAAUGUCACAGUAUUUGGAUGUACAGUCACUAAUUGUUUAUAUAUAUAUAUAUUCAUUCUCCUGGAGGGAAAAAGAUAAAAGGCUAAAU